This is a messenger RNA of Ricinus communis (castor bean), 1363 nucleotides long. RefSeq names its product WAT1-related protein At4g30420. The coding region runs from base 17 to 1144 and encodes 375 amino acids. The transcript is spliced from 7 exons. The record is from RefSeq and is a predicted model, not a curated record. Gene Ontology annotation, cellular component: plasma membrane. NCBI's taxonomy places the organism in Eukaryota, Viridiplantae, Streptophyta, Magnoliopsida, Malpighiales, Euphorbiaceae. Gene Ontology annotation, molecular function: transmembrane transporter activity.
UCCACUAUCAAAAAGAAUGGGUGGACUAUUGGAUGAAUACAUGCCUGAAAUAGCUAUGUUUGGGCUGCAAUUCUCUUUUGCAGGUGCUACUCUUAUUACCAGAGCUGCUCUUGUACAAGGAAUGAGUCCCAGGGUCUUUGUAGUGUACCGACAAGCCAUUGCAACAUUGAUCGUUGCACCUCUUGCUUAUUUUUCAAGGAGAAAAUCAGCUGGGACUUGUAUUUGCUUGAAGAGCUUUUCUUUGAUAUUUUUGGCAUCACUUAUUGGUGUUACAAUCAAUCAAAAUAUCUUCUUUGAAGGUGUAUACUUAGUCUCAUCGUCCAUGGCAAGUGCAAUGGGUAAUCUAGUACCUGCGAUCACAUUUAUCAUGGCGGCCAUUAUGGGUAUAGAGAAAAUUAAUAUUAGAAGCCUCAGGAGUAUAGCAAAAAUUGUAGGAACUGUACUAUGCGUCACUGGAGCUAUUUCAAUGGCACUUCUUAGAGGAACAAAGCUACUCAAUACAUCUAUUUUGGGCGGUGAGAAUUGGUUAGUGGGAUGUCUAUUUCUCUUCGGAAGCGCUUGUUGCUGGUCAUUUUGGCUUAUUUUGCAGGUUCCAGUUACAUCUAGCUACCCUGACCACCUAUCUUUAUCAGCCUGGAUGUGUUUCUUGGCAACAAUACAGUCUGCAGUUGCUACAAUAUUCUUAGAGCGAGACCUGAACCAGUGGAAGCUGCAUUCAUAUCUAGAACUCAUUUGCUGCUUAUUUGCAGGAAUUGUAAGUUCUGGACUUUCCUUCUUUCUUCAAGCUUGGUGUAUUUCACAAAGAGGUCCACUCUUUACUGCUAUGUUCAAUCCUUUAGGCACUGUUAUUGUCACCGUAUGUGCUGCUAUGUUUCUUCAUGAAGAGAUUUAUAUGGGAAGCUUGAUAGGUGCAGUUGGCGUGAUCAUUGGUUUAUAUGUUGUGCUGUGGAGCAAAGCCAAGGAUGUUGUCAGGAAUGAAGAAGACAAAGAUCCGAAGCUGAAAACUGAUCAAAUGCAUAUCUCCAAUAUCUUGAUAGAUGAAUCUAUGGAAGAAGGAAAAUGCAGAGCUGAUUUGCAAGAACCUCUUUUACCUGAUAAGUCAAAUUAUGUUGGUGAAAAUAAUUUGCAUCAAUCACACAUUUGAUAGAAGUGGCAAUGACCAGGAAAAUAUGGUUUAUAGGUGUGCAUCUCGGAUCGUAUAAUAUUGAUAUUGAUAUUGAGCGUUAUUCAUUGAAUUAAUAUUAUAUAUAGACCUACAGUAGAUAAGUCUUUUCUUAAACUCGAUUUAUAUAAACCUUUGAAUAAACUGAAACGUGUUUUUCUUUUCAAGUGCUAUAUGUAAUCUGAAGCUUUUGCACUUCGA